AAAUAUUAAUCUCCAGUAUAUUGUUGUGGUGGAACGAGGAGGAGUCAUAGUGACAAAUCCAUUUUAAUGCUUCAUUUAAAUGUGUACCUUGCACCCUCGCUAAAGCCCUGGACUCAGCAACAGUGGUAAGCAAGAUCAUGAGAUUCACCACAGGUAAAUUACCACCAUUUACAGUAUAAACCAUUGUUCUCUAUUGCUUUGGUUGCUCAGUCUGUAAUAUACAAGGUCAGACAAGAUCAGUGUUUGUUUGGUAGAUUUGGGUUUGUACUCUGGAUUUGUAUGUGUUUGCUGUAGGGAUAUCGAAAUGAUGUAUUGUUGUGAAUCAUGGAAUGUGAUGUCCAAUUUUUACUUGUGUCUGACUGAACCAUUUGACAAAAUACAGAAGACGCAUUGUUUCGUUUAUAAAUAAUAAUGUAAAUCAUGACAAAUUAGUCAUGUAAUGUAUCUUAGUACAUUGAAAGUAAAUACAUAAAUAUCAGACUGAAUGCAGUCUGCUGAGGAUUUUACAAUUGAACUCUGAUCUUGAGUCUUAUCACAUAUUCAAAAGAACAAUUCAAAUGCAGUAUGAUCAAUAAUAUCACACAGGAUUUAAGGAAGGCAAACUACUGUCCAUUAGUUUGAAGUCACGGAUACUUGGGUUUGUCACACACUAGUGGACCACGGUUAUUGUUAACCUACAAUGAAGAAUCCACAUCUAUAAUGUUAACAGUUUUGUUACGCUAUGUACAUGCAUUUAAAAUAUGUUUGUUGUUUUGCUGUUACAGAAGCGGAAGAUGCCACAGACUUACCAAAGAAGUUCACCUUCAACCCAAAAGAAGGGAUUGACAACCCAGCCUUAGUGAUCUCAGAUGACACAGAGCCCGAUGUGCGUCCACGGCUGUGUGCUCUCAAACGGGAGCAAGGUCAGUGUUUUGGUUUCUAUCUGAGUAAGGACGCUGGCUGCAGGGGACAUGUGGUGCGGCAGGUGGAGCCUUGGAGCUGCGCUGAGCGCGGCGGGCUGAGAGAGGGGGACCGUGUUUUGGAGGUCAAUGAGAACUUUGUGGAUGACAAGGACCACUUGCCUGUGGUACUGAAGAUCCAGGCAUCUGGGCUUCAGCUGUAUCUGUUAGUGCUGAGUGCUCAGGAUUAUGGGAUUGCAGUAUCAGAGGGAAGAGAUCUCUUGUCGAUCGCCCGGGCUCACUCUGGAGAGGGCUGUUCUCGCCCACGGUUAUGUCACAUCACUAAAGAACCUGGCUGUGGUUUGGGCCUCAGCAUCAUCCCUGUUGAAGGUGAGCGAGGCUGCUAUCGUCUUAGUCCAGUAAAUCAAGGACCGGCAGAGAGAGCAGGAAUAAAGAAUGGAGACAGGCUGAUCUGGAUCAAUGGAGCUAUGGUCUCUUCACUCACACAUGGAGCUUUGUCAAAAAUGGUGAAGAAAUGUGAAGACCAUGUGACUGUCUUGGCAAUUGAUAGCAGGAGUGAAGUGAACUACGUUCGAAGGAGAUUACCCAUAAUUCCUGCUUUUGCCAAAACACAUAAUCUACUUUAUAUGCCCAAAACACUGCAUCUGGCUCAGGGACCACAGGGCUAUGGGUUCCUGUUAAGGCAAGAGAAGUUACGACCUGGAUGUAUUGCUCACAUGCUACGUGAAAUCGACCCCGGCAGUCCAGCUGAGACAGCAGGAAUGGAGGAUGGAGAGCUUCUCCUCGCUGUAAACGGAGAGCAGGUGGAGGAUGCAGAGCAUGAGGACAUCGUCAGCAAAAUACGGCAAAGCGGCCAGCAGGUCACUUUCACCACAAUCUCCGUUCCUGGCAGAAACUACUACACACAGCUUGGCAUUUCUCCACUGCUGUUUUAUGAAGACCACAUUCCAAAAAGAGAACGGUUCUCCCAACCUCCUCUGCAAAAUGAAGAGGCACGUGCUAACCCACAGUGUCCUCGGCUUUGUGUGCUCCAUAAGGCGAGCACAGGAUUUGGCUUCAACUUGGGCUGCGUUCAGAAUAAGCCUGGGGCUUUUAUCAGUCAGGUGGCAAAUGGGAGCACUGGAGAGAGAGCUGGCCUGUGUGAGGGAGAUGUGGCUGUGGAGGUUAAUGGACAGAAUGUGGAGGAAGAAUAUUUUGAUGAAGUGGUGAGGCUGAUAAGAGAGGGAGGAACUACUCUCAAGCUUUUAGUUGUGGAGGGUCAAGAGUAUGAGAGACUGAGGAACAUCAGACUGACGACAAGUUCUGGACUCAUUCCUCAAACUAUAGAGGUGAGACAUGUUCACACACAUAUAUGCAUUUUGUAAAUUCAGUAUCACUUUUAAAGGCAUAGUCCACCCCAAAAAAUCUUUCAUUAUUUACUUCAUUAUUUAUGUUCUGUUGAACACAAAGACAGAUAUUUGGAGAAAUGUUAGCAACUGAGAUUUCUGGGGCACCGUUGACUACCAUAGUAGAAAAAAUUAUAGUAGCCUAUUUUCUGUUCUGUUGAACACAAAAGAAGAUAUUUUUAAUAAUUUAGGAAAACAAACAGUUCUGGGGCACCUUUGACUACCAUUUUUUGACUCCCCAAGAAAUGUCAGUUGCUAACAUUCUUCUAAAUAUCUUUAUUUGUGUUCAACAGAACAUAAAAAUGUAUACAGAUUUGGAACUACUCGAGGGCGAGUAAUUCAUGACAGAAUUUUAACGGG
Molecule: messenger RNA, 2644 nt
Organism: Triplophysa rosa
Lineage: Eukaryota; Metazoa; Chordata; Actinopteri; Cypriniformes; Nemacheilidae
Gene: nherf4a
Product: NHERF family PDZ scaffold protein 4a
Exons: 9
Coding region: 722-2263 (513 amino acids)
Biological process (GO): protein localization to plasma membrane
Cellular component (GO): apical plasma membrane
Molecular function (GO): signaling receptor binding; protein-membrane adaptor activity
Source: RefSeq, a predicted model, not a curated record